UGCUUUCGGAUACUAAUUCGUUCUUAAGCAUUAUUUCUGUUGCUACUAAGAAAAUAUACCCAUUUAUAGAAAAUAUGUAUUAGCUGGAAACCAGAAAAUUAUAAAACAUUCAAAUAAUUGCAGCUUACACCAUUAUUGCUUGUGUAUCACAUCAAUUUUUGACGUUUGUUGCCGUGGGGGGAGGACCAGAGUUGGCUGCACUGGUUGUUGAAACGAAGAGAGGGACGCCUUCGCUCUCAGCCGGAAUAUUGUUUAUAUUUUCUAUUUACAUUUUCCUAUGAGUGCAUAUGAACAAGGGGAACAGCUUUACUUGGAUAGUUACACUUUAAAGAAUUCCGUUGGAUUUCCUCGGAUUUCUGGAUUUUGUAUUACUUCUGUACCAAUACUGUUGUUGUGGAGGUGUAAGAUUAGGUCUCUCUCACUCCCCGCCUGCCUCCCUGUCCCCUCAGGAUUACAGUCAUGAGUGCAGUUGAAGCUGAACACUUUUCUCUUAGGUGGAAUAAUUUUCAUAGCAAUUUAGCUACUGGUUUCCAUGCUCUGUUAGAAGAAGUUGACCUCGUUGAUGUUACUAUAGCUGCUGAGGGACAGUUUGUGCAGGCUCAUAAGAUAGUGCUGUCCGUUUCCAGCCCAUAUUUCAAAGAGCUAUUUAAGGUCAAUCCAUGCAAACACCCAAUAGUAAUACUCAAAGAUGUUUGCCACAAGGAAUUAGUGGCAAUACUACAGUUCAUGUACCAAGGAGAGGUGAAUGUGAGGCAAGAAGAACUGGGAGCUUUCUUGAAAACUGCAGAAUUACUGCAGAUCAAGGGACUCACUGGGAAUGAACCACCUUCAGAAGAUGUACCACCAACACCCAGGAUGCGCAUGAAACCUGAUCCUCCCAUCAGCUCAGAAGAAAAUGCACCUCGUGCCUACAAACGUCAGCGUACUGAAAUGCCUGUGCAGAGUGCUAUGAGGACACCACCGAACACAUCGUCUCGUGUCAUGUCACCAGCACCACAUCCGGCUCCGCCUCCAGUGACAACUCAGCCUCCAACACCAGCCCAGCCACCGGCGCCAGUACAAGCUCCAGUACCGCCUCCAGCUUCAGCCGCAGCUCCCAAUCCAGUUAGUGUUCCAAAAGUAGCACCACCGAGUCCCGAAACCAUUGCAGAAGAGUCACUUCCAUUUGAUAUGCGCGAUGAACACAGACCGAAGGAAGAACCGGCUGAUUAUGAAUCAGACAUUGAAGAAAUUGAGUGCAAAGUGGUACAGAGUAGCAGCUCUCUGAACCAAUUACUGCAUGGAGAGAGCAGUAUGCUGAGUCAAGGUUCUCCACAGAAUUCAUCAAAUUUAUUCGCCUCACUAACUGGGAUUUCACAAGAUUCUGGCAGUUCUCAGGAUGGUGCUCAAGAAUCAGGAAGACUGGACUGCGCACUGUGCCACCGUAGUUUUUGUAAUAAAUUCAACUUGACAGUCCAUGUGAAGAAUGCACAUGGAGCCGAUCGUGGACCAUUUCUUUGCACAGUAUGUGGUCGGCGUGUGAAGAAUAGAAAUACACUUCGUGUCCAUAUGCACAUAUAUCAUCGAUAUAAUACUGUUUCCAAUUAAAGAGCACAAUGUAAAUUUUGUAAAGAUUAAUACACAUGGGAAAUUCACAGUACCUGACAUUGCAAAUGUGUCUUAUCAACUUUCUAGUCAAGUAGGAUUGGUUUUCAUAAACCUGCUUUUAAUAAUUUAGUAAGACAGAUGAUACCAUAACCUGUCGAUAUUUAAGUCACUCAGGAUGAUAGCUAAAAUACAGAUCGUGAAGAGGUAUCCUUACACGGAGUUCUGUCAAAUCAACUCAUUAAUAUAUACUUCUGGAUAUUUAUUUUACAUGUAUGUGGAUUUUGCAAAAGGUACAUUUGCUUUAGAUUUUUGGCAUCAUAUAGUGAAUGAUAUAUUUGAUAUGAGUUAAUGUAUUCACGUAUCUGCUUAGUGCUGUAGAGACAAAGUAUGAUGUGUCACAGAUAGGUAAAAAUGUGGAUUGAACAUGUGCAACUUGAAAAUUUUAUGAAACAAUUUCAAAGGACUUUUUUGCUUUGUCAUUAAUAUUAAUUUUAUACUCUUAGUGGCAAAGAUUUCUAAGGGCACAGUUACUGUUGUGAUAGCAAUUUCUCA
Molecule: messenger RNA, 2139 nt
Organism: Schistocerca cancellata (South American locust)
Lineage: Eukaryota; Metazoa; Arthropoda; Insecta; Orthoptera; Acrididae
Product: broad-complex core protein isoforms 1/2/3/4/5-like
Exons: 7
Coding region: 460-1587 (375 amino acids)
Biological process (GO): regulation of transcription by RNA polymerase II
Cellular component (GO): nucleus
Molecular function (GO): protein binding
Source: RefSeq, a predicted model, not a curated record